This is a messenger RNA of Phytophthora nicotianae INRA-310, 815 nucleotides long. RefSeq lists its product as hypothetical. The transcript has a single exon. Bases 10 to 783 code for a protein of 257 amino acids. The record is from RefSeq and is a predicted model, not a curated record. Lineage: Eukaryota; Oomycota; Peronosporomycetes; Peronosporales; Peronosporaceae.
AGUUUCCUCAUGCAGUCUGCGAAUCUACAUUCCGAAAUGUACUCUGGGGCCGCAGAAGCCACGUUUACUUGCGCCUCGUACUUCCAGGAAGGCGUGGUGGGCAUUCACUGCCAGGCUGCACAUGGAUUCUCCGACGCAACAUGCUCACGGUCCGAGCGCUCCACACCGAGCAGUCUGUGCGCAGCGGACGAACCUGUAGACAUGCUGUUACUUGCGUGGGAUGAAGACCAAGACCGCGGCACGGUGCACGCUUCAGCUGAUGAACGGCAACAGGUUGCAGAGUGGCUAAGCAGGUUUCUACCGGAUAUGUGCGGGGCUCCGGGCCACGCUACCGUCGCGUUGUCAGGAAUGGCUACAACGUGCGCAGGAAUCACGAUUCUUUUGAUAUUUUUCGGCGUAGUUUUCGACAGUCUGCAGUCGCGUUUGGUGCAUGGUGGGGCGAUGACUGCGUUGGUCGCUGGCAUUUUACAGGCCGCGCUGAUAGGCGUGUGGAUGCUCGAGACACUUGUGCUACAUCAUGAAGGGAAUGAUUUCGGUACUGCGUUUUAUCUGAGUAUUGCGAGUAUCGUUGCCCAAGUGAUGACGUACAUUGUAGCCAUGCGCCACCUGCGUAUUGAGAAGGACACUCUGGUCGAACUUGGGCUACUGGAAGAUGACGACGAGUCCAUAGAUGAUAUCUUUAAAACGAAAAAGCUGGCUGACGACUGGGACGAAGACAGCGACGAUAGACCCACAUCGCCUCGUAAAGAGGAUUUGGCAAGAAAGGUUGAACGAGUUGUGUAGUCUACAAUAGAAAACGAAACAUUCUCUGAGUA